UUGAAAAAAAAAAAAUUGGAAGUGGCGGCAAAAUUCUGUCACUGAUCCUCUAAAUUUGUCUGGCUGACUUAGCAAUUCUAUCUAUAUGUGUAAAUUCAAAUCUACGAAUCAUUAAUUUAUGCAGCACAAUACUUCAAAUUAGGGUUUGUGUGGUUCUAAUCAGUAAAGCACAUUUCUUCAUAUUUUCGUCAAAUGGCGGUGGAUGCGUCGUCGGCAGCAUGCAAUCUAGCGGUUUUAGAUUCACUGAACGAGGACUCAAUCCAUGAAAUGGUGGAGAGCUGGAACCGCUUUUGCUUAGCUUCCGAGGGUCUUCUUAUUGGUGCCGGCAACUUGUCUUUUGGCUCGGAGUUUGUUUCUCAAGCUCAGAUACUUGUCAAGUACGGCCUCGAGUCUCUAGUCCAGCAGCAUUUCCUUCGUUCUGUUGAGGAAAUUUUUGAGAAAAAUGGGGCGACGAGGUUUUGGAGUCAUUUUGAGCCUUACAGCAAUGUUGCAGCUCUUGAAAUUAAUGAUGAUCCUAUACAAAGGGAUGAGAUUCAGGAAGUGUUAUGUAAAGCCCUGGAAGAAAUUUCGUCACAAAAACAAUACCAGGAGAAGUGCUUAUGGAUGUUGAUUCACGCUUUACAUUCUGAGUCAGCAACUAAGUCCGAGUGUCAAAUUAAAUCAGAUGCCCAGAAUGUCCCUCUUAUCAUGAAGUAUCAACUGAUGGUGUCUUCUGUUCUAAUGACAAGUCUACCCAGGCACUUUCCUGAGAUACUGCACUGGUACUUCAAGGGAAGAUUGGAGGAGUUGAGUACAAUUAUGGAGGAAGAUGAUGAGAAUGAAAAUGAACAUAAAGUUCAAGACGACAUGGACGUUGAUGAGAAAAGGCAACUUGUUUCUCGUAGUGGUGAUAUGGAUGUUGAUGGAUGCCAUCACCAGAGAGGGUUCUCAGAGAAGAACAAGUUAGUAAAGAAUAUUGGGAUGGUAGUUCGCAAUCUUAGGAGUCUUGGCUUGACAUCUAUGGUUGAAGAUGCAUAUGCUUCAGCAAUAUAUUUCCUUUUGAAGGCUAAAGUACAAGAUCUUUCUGGUGAUGAUUAUCGGACUUCAGUUUUGGAGUCCAUUAAAGGGUGGAUACAGGCUGUCCCCCUCCAGUUCUUGCAUGCACUUCUUGCAUACCUUGGUGAUUCCACUGAUUAUGCCAGCCAUUCCUCUGGUCUGAAAUCACCAUUAGCAUCACGGCAUUCUUCAUGCUACUUUGGAAGUGAAGAACCUUCUGAGGGACUUGUUAGAUGGCAGUUGCGGCUAGAGUAUUUUGCUUAUGAAACCUUGCAAGAUCUAAGGAUAGCCAAGCUGUUUGAUAUCAUUGUGGAUUAUCCAGACAGUGCUCCUGCUAUUGAAGACCUCAAGCAGUGUCUCAACUAUACUGGGCAACAUACAAAGCUAGUUGAUUCAUUUAUUUCUUCACUACGAUAUCGGUUAUUAACAGCUGGUGCCUCCACAAAUGAUAUCUUACACCAAUAUGUUUCAACUAUUAAAGCCCUUCGAACAAUAGAUCCAGCAGGUGUUUUUCUUGAGGCAGUUAGCGAGCCAAUACGGGAAUACCUCAAGGGUAGAAAGGACACCAUCAAAUGUAUUGUUACAAUGCUCACUGAUGGGACUGGUGGAAGUAACAGUGCUUCCGGGAGCAAUGGGGAUAGCCUGCUUGAAGAACUAAAUAGAGAUGAAGAAAGCCAUGAGAAUACAUGUACUGAUGAUGAUAUCAACAUUGAUGACAAGCAAGCUUGGAUCAAUGCUCAGUGUUGGGAACCUGAUCCAAUAGAGGCUGAUCCAUUAAAGGGAAGCAGAAAUAGAAGGAAGGUUGACAUACUUGGAAUGAUUGUUAGCAUUAUUGGUUCAAAGGAUCAGCUGGUAAAUGAGUAUCGUGUUAUGCUGGCAGAAAAGCUUCUCAACAAACAUGAUUAUGAAAUUGACUCGGAGAUUCGCACUUUGGAACUCUUGAAGAUUCAUUUUGGUGAGAGUAGCAUGCAACGGUGUGAAAUCAUGCUCAAUGACCUGAUUGAUUCCAAAAGGACCAACACGAAUAUAAAAGCAACUAUUAAACAGCAACCUCAAGCAGAGCAAGAGGAGCAUGAAGAAUCUUUGGAUGUUCUCAGUGCUACAAUCAUAUCGUCAAAUUUCUGGCCACCUAUCCAGGAUGAAACAGUCAAUUUACCUGCACCAGUGGACCAGCUUUUAAGUGAUUAUGCUAGGUGGUUUAAUCAAAUUAAGACUCCUCGUAAACUACUCUGGAAGAAAAACCUUGGUACUGUAAAGUUGGAGUUGCAAUUUGGAAACAGAGAAGUGCCAUUCACUGUCACUCCUCUACAGGCUUCAAUUAUCAUGCAAUUUCAAGAUCAUACAAGUUGGAGCUCCAAGGAUCUAGCUGCUGCUGUUGGGGUACCUGUUGAUGUACUGAACAGGAGAAUUAGUUUCUGGAUCAGCAAGGGAGUUCUCACUGAAUCAGGGGGCAUGGAUGCAAGUAGCCAUGUCUUUACUCUGGUGGAGGCUGUUUCUGACAAUAAUAAAGCUGGUCCUAGCAAUGGAAGCUUUGAGGAACUUAUGGUGGGUGAUGAUGAUGGGGAAAGAUCAGUGGCCUCAGUCGAGGAUCAGCUGCGAAAAGAAAUGACUGUAUACGAGAAAUUUAUCACGGGUAUGCUUACCAAUUUUGGCAGCAUGGCACUGGACCGGAUUCAUAAUACUCUCAAGAUGUUCUGCAUAGCUGAUCCUCCGUAUGACAAAUCGCUCCAGCAGCUACAGAGCUUCUUAUAUGGUCUGGUUGCAGAAGAGAAGUUAGAAUUUAGAGAUGGAAUGUAUCUCCUAAAAAAAUGAUAAAUUCGUAGGCUCAGUUGCGCCCAUUAUCAGAACCCAGAGUUGCACCCCAUUCAUCAGAACCCAGUGCCAGUGGGUACUGAACUGAACUUCAGCAUUCCUUCUGUUGAUGGUGCAGCAGAGUAGAUAAGAAGAGAUGGUCGUACUCGAGCUUUCAAAGGUGGGAGCCAUCUAACCGAUUUGGGGUCCUUAAAACUCAGUGCAGAGACAUAUUACAAUUGAAUGAGAGAAUGGAGGGAUUCUUCUCGGAUUAAGCAUAUAAGUUUUCGAUGCGCAGAUUGGGCUGUGUUGCAUCAGCUAUAUUGCAUUAUUGGAAAUGCCAAAAUUUGAGCCUAACCUUCCUUACGGCUACCAAAUGCAAGCGUGUUCAAAUAUCAGUGCCGUUGGCUGCAACCCUCGCUUCACUUUGUAUCUGGAGUUAUGAUCGAGGAUCAAGGCUGGGAAACUCCUCCAAUCUCCUAUCUCAUUUUUUUCGAUUCCCUAACAUACUAAAUGACACUGGAUCCAGAUUUAUACGACAGAAUUGUGAUGUCUGUAACUUGUCCGAAAUCGUUAAAGAUUUGUGGGGCAGCUGAUUGGUGCUGGUUCAAUGGGCAGCAGUGAUGAAAGCUUUAUAAUUGUGCAUGAGCAUUUCCUUCCGGGGGCAAGGAAAGCUUCCUCUGCUGCUAUGAACGUAACAUUUUCAUUAUCGUCCAUAUAUGAAAUUCCCUAAAUACCUUCAAUUUUCUGCA
Molecule: messenger RNA, 3578 nt
Organism: Coffea arabica (coffee)
Lineage: Eukaryota; Viridiplantae; Streptophyta; Magnoliopsida; Gentianales; Rubiaceae
Product: anaphase-promoting complex subunit 2
Biological process (GO): metaphase/anaphase transition of mitotic cell cycle; protein K11-linked ubiquitination; ubiquitin-dependent protein catabolic process
Cellular component (GO): anaphase-promoting complex
Molecular function (GO): ubiquitin protein ligase binding
Source: RefSeq, a predicted model, not a curated record